This is a messenger RNA of Nomia melanderi (Alkali bee), 1156 nucleotides long. RefSeq names its product chromatin accessibility complex protein 1 (gene Chrac-16). Lineage: Eukaryota; Metazoa; Arthropoda; Insecta; Hymenoptera; Halictidae. Gene Ontology annotation, cellular component: nucleus; CHRAC. Gene Ontology annotation, molecular function: protein heterodimerization activity. The record is from RefSeq and is a predicted model, not a curated record. Gene Ontology annotation, biological process: chromatin remodeling; DNA-templated DNA replication.
UCACUAAGUAUGUAUUGUCAAUAUUGAAUCUAUUUUGGAAAACUUAAAGAGUAGACCUUGUUCUUAUUUAAUAUUAAACUUUUACAAUCUUAUCACCUGCCUUCUUGAACAAAAGAUGACCAUGACUCGAAGAUAUGUAUAAGAUUAUACACAACAAAAGAAAUAUAACAAUAACAGACAGUUACAUAAACAACGUUAUAAAAUCAUAUCAUAUGUCAAUUAAUAAUUUUGCAGAAUAUCUGUCCUACAAGAAACAUACAAUUCAAAAAUUGGCGGCAAGUGGUACUCAAAAAUACGUUGAUGCUCAAGAAGUAGUUUAUAUUCGUUAUAGUAGAAAUCAGAUAUUAAGCAAAAUGACCGCUCAAGGAUCACCGGCUAAAAUGAAAGAAUUACGUUUACCUAUGUCAAGAGUGAAAACAAUUAUGAAGAGCUCUCCUUACGUUGAUACCAUUGGACAGGAUGGAUUGUAUUUAGUCACAAAAGCUACGGAACUAUUUAUACAUUAUUUAACAGAAGAAGCACAUUUACAAAAUAAUAAAGGAAAUUCUCUGGAUUACAAACAUUUGGCAGAAGUGGUACAAACAAAUGACACAUUGGAGUUCUUAAGGGAAAUAAUGCCUAGAAAAAUAACGGUUAGACAAUUUAAAGAAAUGAUGGCUGCUAAAAAUUCUCACAGCAGUUCAGAAAGUAGUUCAGAUUCAGACAGUGACAGUGAAUCAGACACAGAUUCCUGUACUGAUAGUGAUGAUAGGAAAGCAGAUGACAAUCUAUCGAAUAGUGACCAUGGAAGUGAAACAAAGGAAAAUGGUAAAUGUGAUUCGGUCAGUGAUAAAAGCGAAAUUAGUGGAAAAAGUGACAGUGAAGACGAAAGUAAAAGAUAAGAACACAGGCAUUUAUUUUCAUAAAUUUUCUUGCAAAACAGAUAUUCUGAUCCAUUUCAGAAUAAUUUGAACUUGAUAGGGAAUAAUACAAUUACGCACAUAUUUGAUAGUUUAAAAUAAUAAUUUUAAAAAUUAAUUAAUAUUAUUGUAUGAAUUCAUUCAUAUUUAGUCUUAUAUUAGGAACAGCAUCUUCAUUCACAUUAGAAUUUUUUGUUCAUAGAACUGCAUACUUUAUAGAUACAAUAUAGAUAGAUUUUAAGAUUUUAUACAAAAAA